Glycine soja is the source of this 1860-nucleotide messenger RNA. RefSeq names its product transcription initiation factor TFIID subunit 8-like. Gene Ontology annotation, cellular component: transcription factor TFIID complex. Lineage: Eukaryota; Viridiplantae; Streptophyta; Magnoliopsida; Fabales; Fabaceae. The record is from RefSeq and is a predicted model, not a curated record. The coding region runs from base 428 to 1573 and encodes 381 amino acids. The transcript is spliced from 2 exons. Gene Ontology annotation, molecular function: protein heterodimerization activity.
AAAUUCAACAUUAUUUUUUCUUCCCUUUCAUGCCUCUCCCCCAAUUAAUCUUGAUUUAUUAGAGGGUUCAAAUCUCGAACCCCCAUCGUGUCCGUAAUCCUUCUUCCAAAUUUCCAACUUCCCUCUGCCUCUUCUAAUGGUAUCGUAUCUUUCGAUGGAAGGGUUUGUAAGGGUUUAAGCUCAACCAAACCCUAAACCCUAAAUUUCCCAAUUUCUUCUUUCGAUCUUCCACUCUCUCCCUUUCCAUCUCAUAAAUUUCGAAUCCAUACACUCUCACCUCAUGCCCUCAGAUCCAAUCCGCACCCUUUUAUCACUGAAGUGAGUGGCGUUGUUGAGGUGUGGUUCUUGGUGGGGUUUUGAGAUGAUGAAUGAUAGUGAUUUGGGGAAUGUGCGCUGUUGGGUUUUCAAGUGAUAUGAAGUGCUGAAUAUGAGCAAUGGCGGUGGGAAGACUGGAAGACAGCUUGAACAGCCUGGCACAUGGGGGAGGAGGAAAGUUGGUGGUGGUGAUGACUAUGCCCGGGCGAUAGCGAAGAUUGCGGUAGCACAGGUGUGCGAAAGCGAGGGAUUUCAGGCGUUUCAGCAGUCAGCUCUUGAGGCGCUGUCUGACGUUGUGGCUCGGUAUAUUUUGAACGUUGGGAAGUCUGCACAUUGCCAUGCUAAUCUUUCAGGUAGAACUGAGUGCCAUGCUUUUGAUGUCAUUCAAGGGUUGGAAGAUAUGGGAUCAGUGCAGGGGUUUGCGGGUGCUUCAGAUGUUGAUCACUGCCUUGAAAGUUCAGGUGUUAUUCGGGAAAUUGUUCAUUUUGUUAAUGAUGCUGAACCGGUUAUGUUUGCACACCCCAUUCCUCAGUUUCCAGUUGUGAAAGAACGGGUGCCUAAUCCAAGCUUUUUGCAAAAAGGAGAAGAGCCUCCUGGGGAGCAUAUUCCUGCUUGGUUGCCUGCGUUCCCUGAUCUACAAACUUAUUCAGAGUCACCGGUAGUGAAUGGAAGAGGGACAGAACCUCGUGCAGUCAAAUUUGACCAAGAAAGAGAGAAUGGCAAAGGGGAGUGGCCUGCAAUGAAUUUCCAGCAGCAGAUGGUCUCAAAUAUGUUUGAAAAGUCUGCCUUGAUUGACCCUGCAGAUGCUAAGGCAAAAAGAGUAGCAGCAGAAGGUAACCCGUUCCUUGCUGCACCUUUGAAAAUUGAGGACAAGGAAGUUGCUUCUGUUCCCCCUCCGGCUAAGCUUUUUAAUGAUGUAGCUCUUGAUAAUCCUGUUGUGGAAAAUUUUGUUGAAAAUGAACCGAUUUCAGCAAUGGAGACAUUUGCUCCAGCAAUUGAAGCGAUGAAAAGCACAUGCUGUGAUUCCAACGAAGAUCAGACAAAAUUUCGUGCAAAUGAGAAGCCUACAGUGCGUUUUAAGAUUGGGAUUAAAAACAAAUUAUUAGGGAAGUCCAUUGGUUUGAUCCCACAAAAAGAGGAGCAUAAAAAUACUUUGCCCUGGUUUGCAAUGGAAGAUGGGAAGGAUGACAGGAAAAGAAGGGCUGAGAAAAUUCUAAGGGAAUCUUUGGAAAACCCAGAUCAGCUUGUUCAGUUGUAAAUUAGAUUGCUUUAAUUAGAAUCUGUAUACUUGAUCUGGAGAAUGUCAGGAUAGCUAGUUCUGGGAUAUUCAAAUUUAGGUAACUGUCUGAUUAUGGGCAUUAUAGGAUGGAUGUUACUAUUUUGCUCUGACUUUUUCUCACUUUUAACAAUCAUUCAGGUAUGUGCAUGUCAAUUGUUUGGUAGAUCAAUUUAUGAUUCUUUCUAUUGAAGUCCUUUGGCACUCUGUAUGAUCUUAUGCUAAAUAUAGCAUAUAAAAACAUCUCAACUUCUGACUUGUGGCAGUUA